CUGUCCAACGGUGCGGAGGACAAAAACGCAGAAAAAUUUAAACACAAUUUGCGCAAAGCAUCGGUUUUCUUAGAAAAUAAAAGGGAACAAUUGCUUAUUUUUUCUUAGGACUUCAAACGUUUUUAUUUCCUUUAAGCUUUUAGCAAAAUUUUUCAGCGCCAGAGUUCAAAUUGAAAAUUAAACGUGUUGACGUUACGAGAUAAAGCGUGCGGAAAAAUACAAAAAAGAAAACAAAAACAAAAAGAUAUUAAUAAGUUGUGGAAAAUAUGUGAUAAUUAAAUAGGCGCAGCUGAUCGUAGCUCUCGCGAGGCGAAAGGUGAUUCUUUAUAUAUUGCAAGUGUGUGAAAGUUUUGCACAAAAAUAUAGUACGCGUUGUUUUUAGAUUUUUUUCCAAAUGCUGCUAAAUAAAUACUGCUGCUUUGCUAUUUCCAACAUUUCCUCCACCACCAGCGUCCCCAUUUUUAUACAUGGAAAAGUGUACACCAGCUGACCAUUCGACUGUUUGUAUCAAUCCAAGACGCGAUUAGAAUGCAAUAUUUAAAUAUGGACGUGUUUGAAUAAAAAUAAAAUAUAUACAUAUAUUUGUAUGUAUGUAUAUUUUCAUUUAAUCACUUAAUAGAUUUCAACAAUAAAUGAAAUAUAAUAUAAAUUUGCGCUGCAACAAUACUAAACGCGUUAACAUAUGUCGGGUUCGACAAUAGCUGCUAGCUUUUAACGUUGACGCCUGAGAGUCGGGCAGAGAGCAGAAUCGAGAGCAAAAAAUGAGCAGCAGGAGAAAGCAGCUAAGCAGAUAUAUGUAUAUUUGUUGACGUAAAUGUAAAUGUGAAAAUACAUAUACAUAUAUACACGCAUAAGUAGAUAUGUAUGUGCAUUGAGAAAAAGGAAGAAACAGUAAAAAGCCAAAGGCAAUCGGACAACGAUGAAAGCCACCAUACAACAAAGCAACAAACACCCCACCAACACAAACAAAUUACGAGAGAUUUCAAAUUAAAAACAAAAAAACUAAAAACACAAACAAAAAGCAGAAAACAAGAAACAAAUUGUAGUAAUAAGUAACAGAAAAUACUGAACUUACAACAAACACAAUUUACGAGCGCAAUGCACCACCGACGAAAUGUAUUGAAAUAGACGAGCAACAUGUUGAUAAGCGAAAGUUCCUAAGCAACUUUUUAGGCAUAAGAACAAGUAAUGCAAGUAAAGCAACAAAUAGCACACUCGAACACAGACACACAGUAUUACAAAUAAACAUAGCGCAUAGAAAAAUAAACAAAUAACAAGUGGCAUGCACGCGACGCUAAUGUUGGCAACAUGUUGCAUGCGGACAAAUGAAAAAUGCAAGCAUUGAGGGCCGAGGCAUACUUCGGUUUAAAAGCAAAAACAAAUGCGAUAGCAAAUAAAAACAACGCGAAAAGUAUGGCACGAGAUUUUCUUCUGAUUAGAGUAAAGAAAGUAGAAGAAAAACAAAAUAGAAAUUGAAAGAAAAGCGCACUUCGAUUAAUUAUCAAAAAAAAAAAAAACAUAUGCAACUAAAUAAAACAAACUGCAUAUAACGGUACAACUUUAAUAGCAAAAAUAUGCUAAUAAAUUAGUAAACAAGUAUGUGAAUAAAAAGCAGCUGCAGCGCACGAAGAUCUGUUAAUUAUAAGCAAGUGAAUGCGAGCGUGUGAAUUCAAUAAAGUAAGCCCUCCAAUAGUCGAACUACUAGAACUUUAAAACAACAACAAAAAAUUAUAAAAAUUCAAUAAGCAAAGUGUAACGAAAAACCAAAUUAGCAAAAAUACAAAGCAACAGUUAAAAUAAAUUUAAAAAGUAAACAAACCAAUCCGAGGAGUUACAUAACGACAAAUGUAAGAAUAAAAAAUAAAACCAAAACCAAAACAAAACAAGCAAAACAAACAAUUAUUGCACCAGUGUAAAAUAGAACACGUUAAAACAACAAUAGCCACAACAAAAUUAUAAACACACCCGGAAAUGUGUUUAUAAACAAAUAUUAAUGGUUUUUAGCUGUGAUAUAACGUCUAGAGAUAAUUUGAAACGAUGGACUUGGCGACCGUACCACCGGAGCUUGAAGAGCUCCUCAUCUGCAGCUGCUGCCAUCUGCCCUUCAACGAUAACGAUGCCCUGCCCAAGCUGUUCACGUGUCGUCACUACUUCUGCCUCAAAUGUGUCAAUUCAUUGCUGCGCGAGGGUAGCGAUGAACUCUACUGUGUACACUGUUGGAAACGCACCGAACUACAAGGACCCGAGCCACGCACCGACAGUCUACCCACCUACAAUGCGAUUUUGUAUCUCACUCAGAAUUUGACUUCGCUUAGUUUGAAAAUGAAAACCGGCGAACGUGAUCAUCAGCAACGUUCCUCGUCGAUUGCUUCGAAUGGAUCAACUGGUGCGCUCAGCGGGAGUGGCGCACUCAAUAGCAGUGCCAAUAAUAACAACAACAGCAACAACGACGGCAGCAAUAGCAAUAUUAGUAGUAUUGGUGUUGGUGUUGGCAACAGCAACAACAACAGCGUUGAUAAAUUAAAAAUGACCGAAAACUGCAUGACCCAUGCCAUGCCGAACACACUGUGGUGCAGCGUUUGCAAUAUGUUGCUAUGUCGUGCCUGUGCCGCUACUGAAGAGCACCGCUCACAUUUGGUGAAGAACAAAAUCGAGGCUAAAGAAUCACUACGUACGGACAUAUCAAACGAACUGCUCGGCAUGCAGAAGACGCUUAACGAUGUACAACAUCUAGUUUUGAAGCAACGCGAUUUUCUGCUCAAAAUAUUAGAAAGUUGCACCACGCUCAAGACGCAAAUCGAGACGGAGCUGAUCAAUCAUAUGCCCACUCUAGAGAUUUCCGAAAUACGUGACAAUUUGUGUAAGGCGCGUUUGUGUCUCGAAAUGCUGGACAAGCAAACGCCUGCCGAGGCAAUGAAACUCUAUACAACGCUGCAUGGCGAGAAGCAGCGUCUUAUGGCCAAGUAUCAGGAAAUGUUUUUGCAAUGUAAGCUAGACGAUAUGAUUCGCAAUUGCGGUUAUGUUUUCGAUUUUGACCUUAUCAAGCAGGCGCUCGUGCAAAUGCACAAUUGCGUGCUCAAUGGCGGCAAUUUGGAUAAUUUUGGUGUGGGCUCAGUGAUUGGGGGUCUGAAUGGCAUUACUGGCACGCAUCAUCAGAAUCCAGUUUUGCUUUUGGCCAACUAUUGCAUAUCGCAAUUGUACUCCCGUCAUAUGUUGGUGCUGAAGCAGCAGCAGCAGCAACAGCAGCAUCAACAACAACAGCAGCAACAGCAUGCGCAACAGCAGCAGCAUCAACAGCAACAGCAGCAUUUGCUAUCAAAUGGUCUGCUCACGUCCAUGAUUUCACAUGUAAGCCUCGCCAAUUCGAUCAACGGCAAUAUUCCUACUUCGAAUGCCAAUUUUACACACGCAACAUACGCACAGGCACUGCAGCAGAACCAACCGGCGAGCAAUAGUGUUUCGCAGCAACAGCAGCAACAACAACAACAGCUACAAGCAAACAAUCCCUCUUCGCCGGUGCACAAGACUUACGCCGACAUCAUUGCGCUCUCCAACAAAUCCACUACGAAUUUGCAAAAUGCUCAACAACAACAACAAUUGCUACAGCAACAACAAUCCACGGGUAGUAGCUUUUCGGAAAUUGCACCUAUUGGCACACCAGCCACCACAUCCUCCACUUCGGUAGUCGUUGGCGCACAACGCAAUGCCACAUCACAUCUUUUUUCUAGCAAUGACCUCAACGGUUUAGGUUUAAGCCUCUUGCAUCUACAGCAGCAAACUGCUUCCAAUGCACAGCAACAACAAUCGAAAUCAACAUUGUUACUCAAUCCCAGCGUACACGUCUACCCAAUUUAUUACUUUAACAUCGAGAUUAACGGUCAGCAUUCGGGACGUAUUCUUAUAGAAGUGCGCAGUGAUGUAGCACCGAAAAUGGCUAAGAAUUUCAAUGCACUUGCCACGCAGGAGCUCGGUUACGGUUAUAAGGGUUGUCACAUUUUCCAAUGUUGGGAAAAUGAAAGUAUUAUUACGGGCGAUUUUGAAUUGAAUAAUGGACGUGGCGGACGUUCUGUAUACGAUGAGGGCUUCUUUAUGCCAGAUGAUACUAAAAUAUUAGCCAUACGCGGUUCGGUUGGCAUGCGACGCAGUCAGAAGCGUCAUGAUAACUUAGGACUUGUAGGUUCACAGUUCCGUAUAAUUUUAAGAGAAAUGCGUGGAUUUACCGGAAUUUUUGCAUUUGUAGUUGAAGGCUUGGAUUUGGUAGAGAAGAUAUCACAAACGGGUGAUGCAACGGGCAAGCCCCAAAGUAGCGUUGUUAUUGUUAGUUGUGGCAAAUAUCAAUUAGGUUAGAUGAAAUGGAAGCGUUUGGAGAUGUAUGGCUUCUAAAAACACAAAACAAAAAAACGAAUAGAGAUCGGAACGGUACGUCGAAGUUGAAAUCAUUUAAUUUUGGGAUGAGAAAAUAUUUGAGAUGAAGGUUAGAUGAUAGUUUUUGGCAAGGAGUACGGCUUUUGCAGACUGUAGGCGUGGUAAGGAGAUGUGAGUAUCUCCUUGAAGAGUGUUAAGUAGUAAGUUGGUGCAAAAAAAAUAAUUUCUCCAUUAUUGAAAAAAUUUUAUUAUAACUAAUAUAUAAAAAAGUUGUUCUAGAGAGUAAAUAAUUUUCAGAAAACAAAAUUAUUAUUUUUUCUUCACGGUGCUCAGUGUUUCGACUAUUUGAAGUCAAAAGGAAAAAAAUCAAUAUCAACCGAAAAGCACAGGCCCUCCAAUAAAGAAUAGCCAUUGAAUUUAGUUAAGAAAAAGUUUCGACUCAUGCUGGCAUAUAAAUAUCUUUAUUGGUUAAGGUUGGAUAAAAAAAUUUAAUAUUGCUUUUCAGCCUUUGCUUUGCACUAUCACAAAAUUUAGAGUUUUACUUUUCGUAGGUGUAAAUAUUUUAAUUUCUCUGAGUUUUAAGGAGAUUUUUCCAUUGUCCGAAAAAUUCUUUUCGAGAAUUUACGCAAAAAGAAGUUAAAAAAUCGAAAAUUACAUAUAUCUGCAAAGUCGCCCGAAAAUAUCGAAUUAUAAAGUCAUAAGUUCUCUAAAAAAAUUCUCUACAUCAAAUUCUCUAAAACAUGCACCUACUUUCAAUAUCUUGCGAAUCCGUACAAAUAUUUGUUUACUAAUAAGCCAAAGCAUCUACAUUUCCGAAUGUAUUUUUUUUUAUAGAAAAAUUCUACACAAAUCAUAAAUACUUCGACGUCAUAAAUCUAUCACACUUGUAGAAUAAUUUCGAAUUAAAAAAAUAACACUUGGUUUUUAAAGGUUCACAACCAAACGCAAUUAAACUGAUUAGUCGAUGUCGCGGCGACUUUGCUGUUUCUCAAAAAAAAAAUUCGUUGAGAGGGCGACUUUACGACUUUUACUUUCCUCUCUCUAAGUUGAACAAUUAUUUUCUAUCACUAUGACUACCAUCGCUCUGACUUUUUUCCAUCUACAUAACUUUUUAUAGUCGAAACAUUGUGAGGCUAUCGUUACACGUAAAAUACAUAUGUUAACGAGCAUAGGCCAACAUGGAUUCUUUCUUGGUUUUUUUUUUUUGUUACGAGAGACUAGAUUUCACUGGAUUUUUGUGCGCUUAGCACAAUUCUGAGAUGCCAAAAAUGCUCAGACGUCAUGGUUUUAAAAAAAGUGUCGAAACAAUCUUAUAAAAAAUGUUUUAGAGGGUUUUCGCUCAUAUUAUUCGCAAAAUCUGGGCUCCUAGAGGCCUCAAACUCUACUCUAAUUGCAUCCUACACCAAAGCAACCAUACAUGCAACUUACAAAAAACAAACAAAAAACCAGUUUUUCAUUAAGCGGCAUUAACCCUUUAAGGACCAGGGAUUGCGCUCAAAUCGUCAAUUAUAAAACUACAGGCAACUCAUACAAAAUAAUACUCGGGUGUUUUUAGAAUCGCUGAUUCGAUGGCAGUUUUGUUAAGAUUCAAAAUGGCGUAUCCGAGAUGGCGGACGCAAAAUCAAGAAGUUCAGCUAAACUCAGCAAAUUGAAGAUGAAAAAAAUACUUCGCAUACUAAUCUCAUUAAAAAAAACCGAAAAGAGCAUCACCAAAUUGAAGAUGAGAGGGUUUUGGCGUCGUUAAUUAUGAAUCUGGUGUUAAUCUUUCAAAAUUCCAUCUAAGUUGGCGUACGUGAAAUACAAAUGUAUGGUAUUUACCGGCAAUUUUCUCUUAACUAUGAAUCAUGAGUAACGCACAAAACAUACAUGGAACACUAGUCUCAUAAAAAAAAAAAUAGAAAAGUACGAGAAAAAGAAUUCAGUGGAGUUUGCAGACUUUUGACAUUAAUGCGUUAUUAGACCGACUGGGCUGACUUGAUUAACAUUCGGAUGUUUUUUUAUCGAUACGAAAAGACAGAAUACCAUGCGUAAAAAAUCUUUUAAUUUUCGACACAUCCAUGCUUCUGGCAUAGCUUAGAUUAGGUUGACGUGGUUGGCUUGCAGUCACGCAUUGACCGGUUCGGGCCUUAGAUAUACCUGAUGGAGUUCAUUGGUUAUGCAUAUUAAAAUAGUUCACCCGCAUGGUGUCUGUUUCUAUUGCGAAUUGCGAAGGAGGCAUUUCCAACCCACUGCUGGUAUGUCUUCGAAUUCGUCAACCUGUGGAGCCUCAAAUAUUUGAAGCGUGUUUUGAAUAGCAAUGCUGCAAUGCUUCUGACGUAAGGUGGAUAGUAUGUUUUACUUUUACACACUCUCAUACUGAAAAAAGAGAUUGCUUUCACUAUAAAAGCAUCAGAAUUUCAGUAGUCAAACUUUUUGCUUCACCAGAUGAGCGAAUUUCAAUUUCUUCUUACUCAUGCAACGCCUAUGCUCGUGAUAUCUGAGCAUUUUUAAUUUUUUUAAGCUUCUUUCUGCACUCAUCUUAAGCCGUAAUAGUUUGUCGUCUUCGGUGACCUCAGGGAAUUCUCCAUUUAAAAUUUCUGUAGAACAUUUCAAGUCUCUAAUUGCAAUGUUUAAUUAAUUAAUAAAUAAAUAAUUAAACUUUCAUAUAAAUUCUUUAAAAAGAGAGUCAAAACGACCCACCAGUUAGAAGUUAGAGGGUUAAAGUGUGCUGCCAAAAAAUUCUACCUAAAUUUUUAUUAUAGGUCACUGACGAUAGUAAUGGCAUUUGAACUCGACUUAUGCGUUAUAUUUCAAGUGAAUUAAAGGCGUUUAUGGUAUGUCCAAAAAAAAAGUUAUACUUUAAUGUAUAGUAAAAAAAUUUCGGAAGAACAAGAGCGCGAGUUGAUCCAAAUGCGGUCAAAUUGUGAUGAAAUGGAGCCAGGUGCUCCUGGCGUUUGACUACUACGCAUGAGUACCAAGGUCUCUAAUUGGUCUGAUCGAGAACCCAGACAACAUCCAAAAAAUUGUUCCCACAGUGGUACAUCUCAAUUGUUCUAUUGCCACGUAAUUUUUUUUUUUUUUUCUACUGCACACUUUUUUAUUUGUGUGUGAUGGAAUUCAACUAAGGCGUAUAGUGAGCUGGCUUGACAGGUGACGCUACUUUUUUCUAGAUAUAGUUCGUAAUAAAAUAUAAAUAAUUUAUUCAAAUAUAUAAAAACAGUUUGGUUAAUUACAAAUUGCUAUACGUGAAGAAUUUAUAUAUCUUUCAAAAAUUUAUAUGAAAAGCAAAAUCGAAUUUCGUACCAAAGCAACAACAGAGAUUGUGAAAUGAAAAACUAAAGAGAAUUUUGCAAGGCUUCAGGUUUAGAUAUAAGCAGCCAAUUAGUAGGCAGAAAAAGUGGCCCACAGUUGAAGAUUAUACAUACAUAUGCAUAUCUUUGUGUGUGUGUAACAUGUAAAUAAACUCAAGUUGGAAUGAAUCUUCCUGCUGUUAGAAGGCUAUUUCUGCGAUUAGCAAAUAGCGCCAAAGCUAAUAUAUGUACGUAUUAUUAGUAUAGGGAAUUAGGUACUGCGACCUGGAAGAUCUAUUGUGCGCCCUAAUGUAUGUAAUAAUCCAUAUAUCGAAAAUGUUAGAAAACUCGAAAACAACUCUUUGAAUCACUUUUUACUUGUUUUUUUUGUUUUUCGUAAGAAUAUGACAAAUAUUGUUGCAUAGAAAACUAUAAACAGGAACAACAAGAAAAUAUAUUCAUAGGAAGUUUCAUUUUAGACUAAUUUUAAGCAACUAAACGAUAUGACUUGAAUACAUAAUUUGUCACCGAAACAUACAAACAAGAACAAAGUGAAAACAUCUAGGGAAUUUCUACUCAUGGAGUAGUAAGCGUCAUUUUAGCACUUUUGUAGAGCGACAAAAAAAUAAAAACAAAAACUGGAACUAAAACAAAAUAAAUAAACCUAUGAAACUAUGCGAUGAAUAGUUAAAUUAUACGGAGAAUCCACGAAAACUUACAUACCUACAUAGAUUUACUUAGAGGUUGAAGAUUAGCCGAUUAACGAAACAAAAGUAUAUAAAAAAAUCAUAUAUAUAGAUAAACUGAGCCAACAACGCUAUUGAGGAACUAAGCCUAAAACAUAAAAUUAUCGUUUUAAGCAGUGAAGCGAAAGUAAAAAUAAAAUAAAAAACAAAUAUAUAUAUACAAACAACUAUAUAGUUAUUUAUAUAAAUAUUAUCUCGAUGUGUAGCUUUCGAAUGUUAAUAUAAAAUUGAACCAAAUAUAUAUUAGACAGACUCAAUUAAAAACGUACAUGCAUAUAUAUUUAGUAGAAAGAACAAGAAAAGAACAAAGAAAAAACAAAAACAAACAUAUGGGUAAAUGGAUGUACACAAAGACAAAUUAUAUUAAAAAAAUAAAAAUAAAUAAAUGUUAAGAGUAAAUAAUUAUAUUAUUAAACGUUGAACUUGAAUGUCCAAAGAAGCAAAAACACACAAAUAGGGCGAAUAAAACUUAAGUGCGCGUAAAAAAAGAAGUAAAUGUGAAAUUAAAUAUUGCAUCUAGAAAACUAUCCAGUAUUAAACGACAAAUUCCAUAAAAAUAUUUAUAGCAAAAUGCCGAACUUAAGCAGCAAAACACAAUACUUGCAAAUUAUACCAAAAAGAGUAAGUAGUCUAAUAAAUAAAAUAUUUACUUAAAAACCAAUAAAAGAAAAUAAAUUCAAUAAAAAACCACACAAACACAAACAAUGUUGAAUAUUGAUAAAUAGAAUACAUUUAUCUAAAACAUUUGUGUUGAAAUGCGCUACAAGUGUACCUGUCUUCAAACGUUACAUAAAAAAACAAAGUUUAGAAAAAAAAACACAAAAUAUCCAAGCAACCGCCGACAAAAG
This is a messenger RNA of Anastrepha ludens (Mexican fruit fly), 9228 nucleotides long. RefSeq names its product putative cyclin-dependent serine/threonine-protein kinase DDB_G0272797/DDB_G0274007. Gene Ontology annotation, biological process: protein peptidyl-prolyl isomerization. The coding region runs from base 2038 to 4347 and encodes 769 amino acids. Gene Ontology annotation, molecular function: peptidyl-prolyl cis-trans isomerase activity; zinc ion binding. The transcript is spliced from 3 exons. Lineage: Eukaryota; Metazoa; Arthropoda; Insecta; Diptera; Tephritidae. The record is from RefSeq and is a predicted model, not a curated record.